Molecule: messenger RNA, 636 nt
Organism: Pistacia vera
Lineage: Eukaryota; Viridiplantae; Streptophyta; Magnoliopsida; Sapindales; Anacardiaceae
Exons: 2
Coding region: 1-636 (211 amino acids)
Source: RefSeq, a predicted model, not a curated record
AUGGCUAUUCCUGAGUGGAAUGGGUACAUCCUUGAUGAACCUAUCAUAGAAGCGCCUAAACUUGAGUCUGCUCAGGAAGCAAGAGAUGCUUAUCGAAAGUAUCUUGAUGGUGCCGACAUUGUACAAUGUAUUUUGCUAGCAUCAUUGACACCUGAUAUGCAAGAGCAACAUGAGAAUAUGGAUGUUUAUUCCAUUGUCACACAUCUCAAGGAGCUCUUUCAGAAGCGUGCUAAACAUGAAUGUUACAAGGUGUCGAAGGCAUUAUACAGAUGUCGAAUGUCUGAGGGAAACACGGCUAGCCCACAUGUAGUCAAGAUCAUUGGCUAUAUUAAAAAGCUUGAAAAACUGGGAUUUGCUAUGGAUGCAGAACUUCCUAUAGACUUGGUUAUGCAAUCCUUGCCUGCCUCCUUCUCCAAAUUCAUAAUGAACUUUAAUAUGAAUUCAAUGGAGAAGUCUCUCUUAGAGCUCCUGAAUAUGCUGAAGACAACAGAGAAAGACAUGAAGAAGUUCAAACCAGGGAUGCUAGUUGAUGCUGCACCAUGGAAAGGAAGGGUAAACAGGGCGAAGAAAAAGCCAAGGGCAACUCUAAAUUUAAGCCUAAAACCCAAGAUGCCCUUAAACCUACUAGAGGCAUGA